UCGCUCCGGCUCUCUCUUCUUUUUUUGCGUGGGACGAUCGUUCUCCUUCUUCCAUCACUUCACGUCCACGCACACGAUAUAAAAAGACGGCGCUCGGCCACUUUCCCGACUGAGGCUUUAAAUCAGGAUGCCUUUGCUCAAGCGUCUGCUGUCGGUCAAGAACGAGCUCAUCCUCUUCGCGGCUCCGCUCCUUCUGCUGCCUUUGCCGCUAGUCAUCGGCACGUCGGAAGCAGAAUGCGCCUAUGUGAUCGUCCUCAUGGCGGUGUACUGGUGCACCGAGGUCCUGCCGCUGGCGGUGACGGCCUUGCUCCCUGCGCUCCUCUUCCCGCUAUUUGGCAUCAUGGAGUCCCAGAGUGUGUGCAUGCAGUAUCUGAAGGACACCAAUCUGUUGUUUGUGGGCGGUCUGAUGGUGGCUGUGGCAGUGGAGCACUGGAACCUGCACAAGCGCAUCGCCCUGAGGGUUCUCCUGCUCGUCGGAGUGCGGCCGGUACUGCUGAUGCUGGGCUUCAUGGGCGUGACAGCCUUCUUGUCCAUGUGGAUCAGCAACACAGCAACCACUGCAAUGAUGGUGCCCAUCGUUCAAGCUGUGCUCGAGGAGCUCAACAACAGCGAGGCACAGAUGCCUGCCAUCUUGAGCUCACAGGAGGUCCAGACGUCAGAGGUGGACGUCAAGCAGGAGAAACAGGCGGAGGCGACAGGUAAGAGGAUGUUGGACACUUGGUACUGCGUUUUUCUGUUGCUCCUCUUCGACUUUGGUCUCCUGUUUGAAGGCCCCGUGGUGGUGACUUUCCUGGAUGCCUCCGUUGAGGUGACCCGACAAAUGGAGGCAGCGGAAAGACAGAAAAUGUGCAAAGGGAUGACCCUGUGUGUCUGCUACGCCGCCAGCAUCGGUGGCACGGCCACGCUGACGGGGACUGGUCCCAACUUGGUGCUCAAUGGACAAAUGAGCCAACUAUUUCCCAAAAAUGGCGACGUGAUCAAUUUCGCCUCCUGGUUUGGAUUCGCAUUCCCCAACAUGAUCCUCAUGCUGGUGCUGGCGUGGCUGUGGCUACAGUUUGUCUUCAUGGGAUUCAACUUCAAGAAGACGUGGGGCUGCGGGGCUGAAAAGACAGAGAAGGAGGUGGCCGCCUACGAAGUGAUCCGAGGGCAGCAUCGCCGGCUUGGGCCCAUGUCCUUUGGCGAGCUCAGCGUCCUGGGUCUCUUCAUUUUGCUAGUGGUCCUGUGGUUUGCCAGGGAUCCUGGCUUUGUGCAUGGCUGGGCCACAAAUAUCUUCAACUCCAAAGCAGAGUACGUCACAGACGCCACUGUGGCUAUCUUUGUCGCCAUCCUCCUCUUUGUCCUGCCGUCCAAACCGCCACGUUUCUGCUCAUGGAGGACACAAAGUUUUGACACAGCAUCCCAUCAGACAUCCAGCUCAGCUCCACGUCUGCUUACCUGGAAGGUGGCCCAGAAGAAGUUACCGUGGGGAAUUGUGCUGCUCCUUGGAGGAGGUUUUGCUCUGGCCAAAGGGAGUGAGGUAUCGGGACUCUCCAGGUGGAUGGGAGAUCAAAUGAGCCCCUUGCAAAGCAUCCCACCCUGGGCAAUUGCUAUCAUCUUGUGCCUCCUUAUUGCAACCUUCACAGAGUGCACUAGCAAUGUGGCCACAGCGACGCUGUUCCUGCCUGUCUUAGCAUCAAUGUCGCAGUCCAUCGGAAUCAACCCGCUGUACGUCAUGGUGCCUUGUACUCUGAGCGCCUCCUUCGCCUUCAUGCUGCCUGUGGCAACGCCGCCCAAUGCCAUCGUCUUCUCCUACGGAUACCUCAAGGUUUCGGACAUGGCCAGGACUGGAGUAGUCAUGAACAUAAUUGGCAUACUGUGCAUCACGCUGGCCAUCAACACCUGGGGCCGGGCCAUGUUUCACCUGGACUCCUUUCCCACAUGGGCCAACGCCACUGGGCCGUGACGCUCCCCCAGUUUCCCUUUGCCUUGAUUUCCUGCUCUCUGGUCAGAGGCUGAGCCACAACAUGGUUUGACAUGGUCUGUGCUGCUGAGACACAUGUCUCCCACCAUGUUUAUUUUCCAGUCCACACUUGAGUCUUGUGGAUGAUGAAUCAUAUGUAGAGGAAAACAGCUUCAUUUUUAUUAACAUCACAAAUAAGGUAUUCUGUGGCCGUAAUACACUUCGAAAAUAAAUUAAAAAAAAACAUCUGUGACACCUCACCUGUCAUUAAAAUGCUGACAAGGUUUUUAAUAUGAACUAACCUGAGCACUUUAACAUAAACACAUAAUUAAAAAUUAAGCAUGAGAAGGUGAGUUAUUAUUAAAAAGCAUCGACCAGAUGUGAAAAUGCUGUUUAAACGGUCACACAAGUUAUAACAAUCCUCUAUUAGUAACAUUUUCAUAUUGUUUACAUAUUGUUUUUCUUUCAACUACAAACUGACAUUUUUAAUUCUCUGCUGCUAAAAGGUGUAAAUGUAGUGUAUAAAAUUGUAUAAUUCAACUAUGAUGAUGAUGUGGAUUAUUUUGUACAAUAUUGCGUAGACAACAAAUAAACAGCAGCUUUUACCCCUUAUUUGACCUGUGAGGGGCUUCCUUUCAGCAUUAUUUGAAUUUUGAAUAAUAUUGUGAAAAACAGCAAAACUAGUGCAAACAUUCCCAUUUCUUUUACUAUUCAAAUAAAUGCUUUAUUUGCGGCA
Messenger RNA from Phycodurus eques (leafy seadragon), 2675 nucleotides. RefSeq names its product solute carrier family 13 member 5b (gene slc13a5b). The record is from RefSeq and is a predicted model, not a curated record. Gene Ontology annotation, cellular component: membrane. Gene Ontology annotation, biological process: citrate transport; monoatomic anion transmembrane transport. Lineage: Eukaryota; Metazoa; Chordata; Actinopteri; Syngnathiformes; Syngnathidae. The transcript has 11 exons. Gene Ontology annotation, molecular function: succinate transmembrane transporter activity; citrate transmembrane transporter activity; sodium:dicarboxylate symporter activity. Bases 128 to 1942 code for a protein of 604 amino acids.